CUAAAUUUAUAUAUAUAUUAUAAAAAUGUUGUAUUGUAUAAGUUUUCUUACUUUUUACUGUACUUUACAGGCGAUUGCCAACCGGUUGGUCUGCUUGACGUCACAGAUUGCUACUACGGGUUCCCAAUCUCCUUGAGCUUCCCACACUUUAUGAACGGCGAUUUGGGGCUACAACAAAAUAUAACCGGUGUAAAUCCUGAUCCGGAGAAACACUCAUCAGCCUUUGUUAUUCAACCGGAGUCCGGCCUGCCGCUAUCGUUAUCUGUAAAAGUGCAAAUCAACAUGCACUUUAAGGACUUGAGUAAUUUUCCGACCGUCUCCAAGUUUAGUUAUCUGACAACGCCCAUGUUAUGGUUCGAGAUCAUGAUGACAAAUCUUCCUGACUCCCUGGACUCGCGGUUCAACUUCUACCUAAAUAUCUUGCCGAUAGUCAAUCCCUUGGUCUUUUGGAGUGGCAUACUGCUGGGAAUGGGACUCCUAGGGUAUGCAAUUACUAGGGCCACUCUGCAUUUGUCCAACAACGCCUGCCGGGCGGCAAACAUUUCAGAAAGAAAAUAUGGCCGGGAAAAUGUAAAUCAGGUUCCUAGAGGUGGGGCCGCCAAUCAAGUUUACAGCCCUUGUGAGAUGAAGCUGCUAGGUAACCUUCCGGACGCCAAUGUCCACGUUUUAGAACGAUCCGUCCAGGACUUAAAAUUAUGCAAAGUCAAUGCAAAAUCCACUUAUGCCCUGGAUAUGGAGCCAGCUCUGUUAGACGCCUGCGAGAGCAAUAACGUGAAGCACGAUUGCGACAAUAUCACUCCGAGCCGCAAAUCCACCACGUCCAGAUCCUACGAAAAAGUGGAACACUGCCGUGGCGUCGAAGAUAUAUGCGUCGAGCUCUUUGCCAAAAAUCCUUUAGUUGGUAAUUUUAAAAUGGAAAGCUCUGCUCCACAAAAGCAACAGGUGAGUAAAUAUCGAUAUGGGACUGCCUUUGGGCAUUUGAUUAUUAUAACGAAGAUAAAACAAGAAGGAACUCAAUACGCAAACAUUGAUAAACGUAGGAAAUUUUUCUUUAUAGUACUAAGUUGCUGAACGCGCUAAACUUAA
This is a messenger RNA of Drosophila suzukii, 1086 nucleotides long. The record is from RefSeq and is a predicted model, not a curated record. Lineage: Eukaryota; Metazoa; Arthropoda; Insecta; Diptera; Drosophilidae.